AUGUUGAGGGUGACAGGUGUGUACAAUUGUGAGGUUGCUUCUCCAUCAGUACCUAAUCUGACGACUGAGAUAGAAAAUGGGAAUGGAAAGUUUCGACAUGUAAAAGACAAAGAAGGUAAUAGCAACUCCUCAGUGCCAGCUGCUGGUGCUGGGAGUACUAGGAGGAGAACCAGGUCUUUGCAGCGAGAGGACAAUCUUAGUUUGUUGGAUCUUUAUGACGGUUUUGACGAACUCGUUGAAGGCGGCGUGGCGACAGCAGAAGAAAGUUACGUCAAAAAAGGCGGCCCUGAGCAAUUGGCGGCUAAUAAGGCUCCAGUUGAGCGAGAAGUUACUGCUCAUAUAUCAGCUGUUAAUGGAAAGACUACUGAAGUGAAAGUUUUGAACGGAAAUUCUGAUGGCCGACUUGCCGUAAGGGGCCGAGGCUACACAGUAAGUGAAUUACAAAGAGUAGGCAAUUCUAACGAGCUACAAGAGGCAGAUGGAUCAUCAAGACAGAAAGCACCUCUCAAAAACGAAUCCAGGCAGCUUUUUAUGAGUAGUGCUAUGACGGUUGGGUCCAUUAAUACUGUCCCCAUUAGCAUAGCUUCUGCUGCUUCUACUGCGACAUCAGUCCCAAUGAGCUCUCAGUCUGCAAGGAAUGUAGCCCACCAAAGCUAUGACUCUCAUUACGACAGAUAUGGCUUCAAAAAGCAAUCGCCGUAUAUUGCGGAGGGAGAGUAUAACACGUGGUGGGAACAGUAUUCCAAAUAUUGUGUACGAAGGAAGCAUAAAUGGAAGGCCCUUCUUGCAAAGUCGGGUCUAGCGGUUGUGAACGAUAACCCGGACCGCUUCCCCUCAAGGUCUGAAAAGUUGAAGAGGUAUGUGAGGAAAGGUAUACCUGCAGAAUGGAGGGGCAAUGCGUGGUGGUAUUUUGCUCGCGGCCAAGAGAAGUUGAACAAAAACAAAGGUGUUUAUGAUAAACUAUUGGCGAGAAUGGAGGAACCCAAUGAUCAUCCAUCUUUGAAGGACCUAGAUGUGAUAGAGCGUGACUUAAAUAGGACUUUUCCUGAUAAUAUUCAUUUCCAAAGGCCCCCAGAUUCUGAAGAAGAAGCACCGAUGAUCAAGUCCUUGAGAAGAGUUCUUGUUGCUUUUUCAAUUUAUAAUCCUAGAAUUGGCUAUUGUCAAUCAAUGAACUUUUUGGCAGGGCUGUUGUUGCUCUUUAUGGACGAGGAAAGAGCGUUCUGGAUGUUAGUGACUAUUACAUCCAGAUAUCUACCUGGUGUUCACAAUGUGAACUUAGAAGGUGUCAAUGUUGAUCAAGGCGUUUUGCUGCUCUGUAUUAAGGAAUACUUGCCCGAAUUCUGGAACAGAAUAUAUCCAGCAUCAUACCCUAAAAAAGCAACUAACAGUAACGAUUUCUUAUACAGAUUACCGCCUAUGACAUUAUGUACCGCUAGUUGGUUCAUGAGCUGCUUUGUUGGCACGGUACCGAUAGAAACUACGUUGAGAAUUUGGGAUUGCCUCUUCUACGAAGAGUCCCAUAUUCUCUUCAAGAUUUCGCUAUCUAUUAUAAAAUUGAGCGAACCUGAGUUUCCUCAACGCCAAAGGCGUACCAAAAAUAAAGAUGACGAAGACAUGGAGAUUUUCCAGAUUAUUCAGACGUUCCCCAAAAGUCUAAUAGACCCCAACGAGAUCUUUGAUAAGGUUAUUUUCAAGAAAAGACUGAGAUUCAACAGUUUGAACCAAGAAGAGAUCGACCGUUGUCGCAAGUAUGUGAUUUCUCAGAGGCAAAAACUGAAGAAUUUCACUGAAGUUGUAGGCAACUGUGUUCAGGACAACGGCAGGGACCUUAGAAUUCACCAUGAUAUAGUUACAGAAGCCUUAUCUUCUGAAGAAUACGGUUUCAGAAGGAGUCUAACCGGCAUCCAUUGGAAUAACAGUAUUAAAGAAAGGGUCAGGCAACUUAGUAAAAGAAGGUAA
This is a messenger RNA of Eremothecium sinecaudum, 1959 nucleotides long. RefSeq names its product Rab GTPase-activating protein MSB3 (gene MSB3). The transcript has a single exon. The record is from RefSeq and is a predicted model, not a curated record. Lineage: Eukaryota; Fungi; Ascomycota; Saccharomycetes; Saccharomycetales; Saccharomycetaceae. The coding region runs from base 1 to 1959 and encodes 652 amino acids.